ACAAUGGUUCGUGUUGUGCGUGGGUCCAACUUGGAGUUCGAGCGUUUUUGAGAAAAGUAUUUAUUUUGACAAUAAAACUAGUAACUGUGUUAUUUAGGCGUAAACUGUUUUUUCGUUAUCAUGCUAAUUUCGUUGCAAGGAGUGUCAUACCUUCGUAAUAAAAAUUGCAAUGAAGCAACGUACAGAGAUCCCCAAGAUGCUUAAAAAGUAAAUUCCAAAAGUGAAACAAAUCUAGAUGAUGUCGAAUUCGCAAAAGGCGUCACUCGCACGUCUAUUUGAGCGAACCCAGAGACCGAGCUUCGGGAAAUUUAGUCUCAUUUUAUUAUGGCUCUCGCUUUCGUGGACUGGUUCUGCGUCAAAUGUGGGCAUGUUCGAUGGUUCGGACCAAAAUCAGUGCCCGGUUGAAUGUGCCUGUUUAGGGAACGUUGUGGAUUGCAGUGGGUUACAAUUGAUUGGAGCACCGAGCGGACUGCCACCAUGGACCGAAAUCCUCGAACUUAAAAACAACAAUAUUGCCAAUCUGGAAUUCAAUGCACUCCUCCACUUGCCCAAGCUUAAAGAGUUGGACCUGAGUGCAAACAAACUUAAGGACAAUUUUACGAUUUCACUGUCCAAUAAAGCUCAAUUGCGUGCGCUUAAACUCAAUAAAAAUCAGUUGACGCAAGUGCCACCGUUUUUAGAUCUUCCAAAUCUGACGCACCUAAGUUUGUCCCACAAUUCAAUUAGCAGGAUCAAUGGAACGACUUUAUUAAACUUCCCAGAACUGCAGCAUUUGGACUUUACUGGCAAUAAAAUUGCAAUGAUACAACACGGCUCGUUUAUUUUGCCGAAUCAACUGAGAACACUAAAUUUAAAUACUAAUCAAAUUAGUAUAAUCGAAAACGGAAGUUUUAAAAAUUUAACUUUGCUCGAAGAACUUCGUCUGAAUAAAAAUCGUCUUACACAUUUGAAAGAUCAGUUCAUAAGCCUUGAAAAACUGCGCAUUUUAGAACUAAACAGAAAUGAGGUGAAGCAAAUUAAAGCAUUCAGUUUCAACGAUUUAAAAAGCUUGGAAGAUUUGCGAUUAAAGAGAAAUAAAAUUGAGACCCUGGAUGAUGGUGCUUUCUGGCCUCUUAAAAAGUUGAAAAUUCUUCAACUUGAUUUUAAUAUGUUGACUGUGGUGAAAAAAGGUGGCCUCUUUGGCUUGGAAAAUCUCGAGAAACUGACAUUGUCUCAUAAUAAAAUAAAUAGUAUUGAGUCUCAAGCGUGGGAAUUGAAAAAAGAAAUUAUAGAAUUGGAUCUGUCCAAUAACGAGUUAACGUCUAUUGAACGAGGAACUUUUGAGUAUCUGGGGAAACUAGAAAGACUUAAAAUGGAUCAAAAUAAAGUGACUUACAUCUCGGAAGGGGCAUUCAAUAAUACACCAAAUCUGCAAGUUUUAGACCUUAACUCAAACAAAAUAUCGUACAUGGUAGAAGAUAUUAAUGGACCUUUCGUCCCGCUGGCGCGACUUGUUAAACUGGGACUUGCCCACAAUCAAAUUAAAUCCAUUAAUAAAAAUGCCUUCAAUGGUUUAUCUGAAGUUACGGAAGUGGAUUUAACAGGCAACAAUAUAACGAGUAUUCAGAAGAAUGCUUUUCUCUCAAUGCCCAAUCUGAUGAAACUAAAGAUGAAUACUGGAGCAUUGGUUUGCGAUUGCGCACUGCAGUGGUUUAGUUUAUGGUUACAAACUCACAGACAAAAUGAUGCAAAAGUUCAAUGUGGAUAUCCACAUUGGUUACAUGGAAUGUCAUUAAUGCAUCUCCACCAUGCAAAUUUUACUUGCGAUGAGUAUCCGAAGCCCAGGAUUAUAGAAGAUCCCGCUAGUCUGAUGAGCAUCAAGGGCGACAAUAUUUCGCUUGUUUGUCGUGCUACAAGUACAGCCAAUGCACCAUUAAAUUUCACGUGGAAGCACGAUAACGUCGAAUGGGAUUCGAGUUUCCAAACUGACAUUGCAAGUUCGGAUCGCGGUAUCACUGAGGCCUCUUCUACUUUGCACAUUACAAAUGUUACUCAUUCUAAUGCUGGCAAAUACCAAUGUAUGGUCACGAAUAAUUAUGGCACAACGUAUUCGGCUAAGGCGAAAAUUAGUGUUUUAAUUUAUCCAUCAUUUUCUAAAAUCCCACGAGAUAUUCGAGUCACGGCGGGAAGUACUGCUCGUCUUGAGUGUUCAGCAGAAGGAUUACCGACUCCGCAAAUAGCUUGGCAGAAAGAUGGUGGAAAUGAUUUUCCUGCAGCUAGAGAGAGGAGAAUGCACAAAAUGCCGACCGAUGAUGUUCUUUUUAUAAUCGAUGUCAAAACAGCUGACAGCGGACUUUAUUCAUGUACUGCACAAAAUUUAGCUGGAAUGAUUGUUGCAAACGCUACUCUCACCAUUCUAGAAACACCGUCAUUUAUGAAACCGAUGGAAAACAAAGAAAUAAUGGCUGGAGGUUCCAUUGUACUUGACUGCCGAGCUAGUGGUUCUCCGCGACCAAAAAUAUUGUGGCGCAAAAGUGGGAGUCCACUGCAAGCCACUGAACGUCAUUUCUUUACUGCUGAGGAUCAGUUGCUGAUUAUCGUGAAUACAGUAGCAAGCGAUGCUGGAGACUACGAAUGUGAGAUAAGCAAUUCUCUGGGAAGUGUGGUUGGAGCUUCUCAUCUCACAAUAAACCCUGCGCCAAGUUCAAUGGUAAAUGAAGACAUGCUCGGCCUGAUAAUUAUUACGGUGGUGUGUUGCGCGGUAGGCACGUCUAUCGUAUGGGUUGUCAUAAUCUAUCAGACAAGACAGCGCCUAAAUGCUUCUCAUAAUGCGACUAGACAAUCGCUAUCGACAGCUGCACCCGUUAUGCUGGAAACACAGACUCACCUGGAUUUGGACACAAGUUCUCAACACAGCAAGGACAGUGGUACUGGCGACAGUACGAAUCCCAGCAGUGAUCAACUGCAGUUAUGUUUGCCUGCGGAAAUAGUCACCUGUUCAAUUAAUAAUGAAGAAGACGCUGAAGCAGCUAAUGGGGAAAAUCCUCUUUUGCGAUAUACAAACCAUGAGCGACACAUAAAUGAACACGAUUAUGCUAACUAAAGCAGAAAUGUGAGUAAUGAUUAUAAGAAUUUACAGUUCUGAAAAUCAUCCAGAAAAGCACAGUAUUUAUGAAUUUUUUUUAUAUUAAAAAACAAAACAAAAAAACAUUCGUAUGCCCUUCGAUUUAACGAAAAGAAAAUUGACAGAUUUUUCUCAAAAAUCUAUUUUCGAAGUCAUAGAGAAUUAAAUAUGCGAAUGCAGAACAUCUGACUUGUAUGAAAUAUUAUUUGAUAAUUAUAUUUCGGAGCUCAAUGUGCCUAAAAAAAAGUGCUUUUUUUAUGAGCUUAUAUACAUGCAAUAUGUAUUUAUAAGAAAACAGAAGGAUAAUGACUUACAAUUCAAGGAAGUGGCAAAUACUCAUUCGAAAAAUUCAAAUUAUAGGUUGAUCAAUUAAAUCCUAAAUUUUUUUUUUAAUCUUUUAUCUCGUCACAGCUGAAAAUAUUGAACUGAAUUGAAAAUAUUUGCAUCUUACAACCAUCAUUAGUUUAUUACUGAUGUUUGAAAAAUAUUUACUGAAUGAAUAUUGAGUGUGAAGCUAUAAUGAGUACAUAAUUCUGGAAAAUCAAGUUACAUUGUCCAAUUGUAAAUAGUAAAAUAGAAUAAGAAAGUAGAGAUUUACCAGUGUCUUAUAGUGAAACCUGCCAGAAUAUGGUU
Belonocnema kinseyi is the source of this 3736-nucleotide messenger RNA. Its product is annotated as leucine-rich repeats and immunoglobulin-like domains protein 3. The record is from RefSeq and is a predicted model, not a curated record. The transcript has 14 exons. Lineage: Eukaryota; Metazoa; Arthropoda; Insecta; Hymenoptera; Cynipidae. Bases 236 to 3082 code for a protein of 948 amino acids. Gene Ontology annotation, molecular function: protein binding.